AAAAAGCUGAUUAUUUGUUCUGAGAUUGUUUUGAUUCCUGCUGUAAUAAUGUCAGUUUUGAAGGAAGCAAUAGAAGAGAAACUUCGUGGGAAAUUGGAACCAAUCCACCUGGAAAUCGAGGAUACCUCCGGUGGCUGUGGGGCAAGUUUUAGCGUCGUGAUAGUGUCAAAAGAGUUUGCUGGAAAAGCUUUACUGCAGAGGCACCGACUAGUGAAUGAAAUACUCGCAGAGGAAAUAAAGUCCAUCCAUGCUUUCCAACAAAAGACAUUAACUCCAGAACAGUGGCAAAAACAGCAGGACAAAUAGAUGCAAUGUGAUGAUGGUCAUGUGACAUUUUUAUAUCAAGACUGUGAUACCAGUGUGACAUUCAAAUUAAUACGCCAGUAACAAUCUGCUCUGGACUCUACGGAGUUUAUUUAGUUUCAUUAUGGAACAAGAGGUUUUUAGUCUCAAUAUUCAAGUACAUGUACUUUGCGAUAGACAAUUGCUAUAUCCAGAUUAUACGAGAUAUCUUUCA
Molecule: messenger RNA, 517 nt
Organism: Lineus longissimus
Lineage: Eukaryota; Metazoa; Nemertea; Pilidiophora; Heteronemertea; Lineidae
Product: bolA-like protein 2
Exons: 3
Coding region: 49-306 (85 amino acids)
Biological process (GO): intracellular iron ion homeostasis
Cellular component (GO): nucleus; cytosol
Molecular function (GO): 2 iron, 2 sulfur cluster binding
Source: RefSeq, a predicted model, not a curated record